AAAAAUUCAAAUAUAGCAGAAUCUCCUCUGUUUUUUUUUUUUUUUUGGGCUCUCGCAACAAACAAACAAACAUCACCGAUAGUAAACCAACAAAAAAUGGGAAACCGGCGACUUGCAGUAACGGUAAGCGACGACGACGACGAAGAUAACGUGCCGCUAACGCGUGUUACACGCGCCGCCUCUAACAACAACGAUGAUAACAACAACAAAACAGCGAAUCAGAGAAAGCAUAAGAAGCUUCGUCUCAACGAGGACGAAGAAGAAGAAGAAGUGCCGAAGAAGAAGAAGAGGAAAGUGCUUGAAAAUGAUGAGGAGAAUGAUGACGUGGAGGAGAGAGGUAGGGGAAAGAGGAUGAAGAAACUGAAGAAAGUUGCCGAAGAAGAAGAAGAGGAACCGGAAAUGGAGGAAGAAGAAGAAGAAGAAGAAGAAGAAGAAGAACUGAUGGAAGAUGCUAAGCCUAUUGGUGAGGUAACUAGGGUUACAGGUAAAGGUAAAGGGAGGAGAAACCACUAUGAGUCCUUCGAGUACGACGGAAAUCGCUAUGAACUUGAGGAUCCAGUGCUCCUGGUUCCAGAAGCAAAAAAUCAGAAGCCUUAUGUGGCAAUUAUCAAGGAUAUUACUCAGAAGAAGGAUGGGAACAUGUGGGUCACAGGACAAUGGUUUUACCGACCUGAGGAAGCACUAAAAAAAUCUGGUGGAAGUUGGCAAUCACGAGACACGAGGGAAUUGUUCUAUAGUUUUCACCGAGAUGAGGUACCGGCAGAGUCGGUCAUGCACAAGUGUGUGGUGCACUUCAUACCUUUAAACAAGCAGAUUCCAAGACGGAAAGAGCAUCCUGGUUUUAUUGUUCAGAAGGUAUAUGACACCGAGCUGAUGAGGCUUUUCAAGUUAACAGAUAAGGACUAUGAAGAUACCAAACAGCAUGAGAUUGAUCUUCUUGUUCAGAAGACUAUAGCACGAAUUGGGCAUCUUCCUGACAUUGAAGCUGAGGAUAAUUCUACAGCUCCUGUUAGUCAGGAAGACCAAUUUAAGAGUAAGCGACUUUUGAGGAAGAAGAGCAUGAUGUCUUUGGAUGUCACCAGAGAUGAUGAAGCACCAUCUAGAUCGGGUCAUUCUAGAGUAGAAACUCCAGGCAGUUGUGCCAAUAAUGCAUCAGAGUACUUCACCAUCCUCUUGAACUUCAAAGUCCUAACGGGUGAAACACAGCGUGACAAAUGGCUGGAAAAACUGCUGCAGUCAAUUCAGUAUUUCUGCAAUCCUGUGGAUAAUGUACAAAAUGAUGGAAAAGAAAAAGGGGGCUCAGAUGCUGCUGAUCUUACGGGUAACACUGAUUCUGCAAAACAUGUGAAUGACACUCUAGACAAUGGUGCUGAUAGUGACAUGUUUCGAUGGCCAGACAGUGCUGUUCCUGCUGUAGUCUCUUUAGAGAAAGCUGCACACGAGGCCCUCUCAUCUGAUUUUCAGAAGUACAAUCAGAAGAUGAGACAGUUAUCGUUCAAUCUUAAGAACAAUUCACUCUUAGCACGCCGUCUUCUGAAAGGGGAGUUGGAUCCCUCUCAGAUACUGAACAUGUCCCCAAAUGAGCUAAAGGAAGGUCUAACAGCAGAAGAGUUAGCGAGCAGGCAGCCCGAGGAGCCAGAGCCCAUACAGAUGACUGAUGCUCGUUGCAAAAGAUGCACAGAGAAAAAAGUGCGGCUCAUGGAGAUUAUUCAGGCUGGACAUGGAGAUCGUUACUCGCUGGAGUGUGUUGCUUGUGGCAAUAAUUGGUAUGCUUCUAGAGAUGAAGCUGCUAGCCUCACAAUCGGUGCACCAAAUGUUACAAAGAGCGUUGGAACAGAACCGCUGGCCACUGCUAAGUUCGAAAAUGUAGAGAAGAAUUUAACAAGUCCACGAAGAGCCGAUAAAGGAGCUGGUGAUGUUCUAAAGAAAACAACUGAAGCUAACAUGCCAGUUCUUGAUAGCCAGAGAUCAUUUAACAAGACCAAGCCUGAUGACAACACUACAACUAGCAAUGCUGACUGACGCUUCUUGCUAGUUUCUUAGUCCACCUUAGACAUGACCAUCUCCUAUAAAUAAUAGAUAGCAUAGUUUUUUAACAGUUACUUUUUAAUACUUACUGGCUACUUUUCGGUAUAGAUAUGGGGUUAGUAGAAAAAAUCGUAGUCUAGAUAGAAUGAAUAGUGAAGUCUGGUAUCAAGUAUCUCUGAAGCGACAACUUGGUAUGGGUUGUUCUCUUUCUAGGACUGUACAAUCUGCACAGUUGUAAAGGUAGGGUGAGGUUGAUUGGCGUGACUCGAGUUGUUCCGAGUCAUGACCAAUUGUUACGUUCUUAUGAUUAUUAGUAUGUUUAUGUGAUCUUAUGUAGUUUUAGAUUACUCCCUCC
Molecule: messenger RNA, 2383 nt
Organism: Lycium ferocissimum
Lineage: Eukaryota; Viridiplantae; Streptophyta; Magnoliopsida; Solanales; Solanaceae
Product: chromatin structure-remodeling complex subunit RSC1-like
Exons: 8
Coding region: 97-2022 (641 amino acids)
Biological process (GO): DNA-templated transcription
Molecular function (GO): chromatin binding
Source: RefSeq, a predicted model, not a curated record